Molecule: messenger RNA, 1077 nt
Organism: Sciurus carolinensis (gray squirrel)
Lineage: Eukaryota; Metazoa; Chordata; Mammalia; Rodentia; Sciuridae
Gene: Trappc6a
Product: trafficking protein particle complex subunit 6A
Exons: 7
Coding region: 216-776 (186 amino acids)
Biological process (GO): endoplasmic reticulum to Golgi vesicle-mediated transport; regulation of GTPase activity
Cellular component (GO): cis-Golgi network; TRAPP complex; trans-Golgi network
Source: RefSeq, a predicted model, not a curated record
CCACGUGCGGCCGAUGAGAGGCGAGAAGGCAGCCCCUUGUCUCCCCCGUUCACGCGCUCAUCGCGUGAGCCCACCGCGGGAAGGCGGGGCCAGCCUAAAACACCAAUGGGAGUGAAGUGGGCGGGCUCUACCCGGACCAGGGAGGCGAGGCAGGCCCAGUGCGGCCAAUGAGAGCUGGAGGCGCUGGGUGGUCGUUGGCCGCGUGAGGCUCACGCAUGGCGGAUGCGGUGUUGUUCGAAUUUCUGCACACCGAGAUGGUGGCGGAGCUGUGGACUCCUGACCCCGACCCAGGCUCGGGGGGACCAGAGACGAGCCCGUCGGUCCUGGAGAGUGUGGGUUUCCGCGUGGGCCAGGCUCUGGGUGAGAGGCUGCCCCGGGACAUCCCGGCCUUCAGGGAGGAGCUGGAUGUCCUCAAGUUCCUUUGCAAAGACCUGUGGGUGGCCGUGUUCCAAAAGCAGAUGGAUGGCCUUCGCACCAAUCACCAGGGGACCUACGUCUUGCAGGACAACAGCUUCCCCCUCCUUGUCCCAAUGGCCUCGGGCCUGCAGUAUCUGGAAGAAGCCCCCAAGUUCCUGGCCUUCACCUGCGGCCUUCUGUGCGGCGCCCUCCAUACCCUGGGCUUCCAGAGCCUGGUCACCGCCUCCGUGGCAGCCCUGCCCGCCUGGGACAUGAUAGACAUGCUCCAGGUUGGUUUUACUCGCGGGGGGCUGCAGAGACGGGCGAGGACUUGCAGCCCGCCUUGGUCGCUGCUGGGAUGCAGGCUUCUCAGCAGGUAAGUUCCAGGUGGUGAUCCAGAAAUCCUGAGACCCUCGGGUCCCCCGCCCAGCGCACAGUCCUCCUGGCCUUCACGCCCUCUGCAGAAGCCGUGCCUGGGCCCAGGGCCCUGGGCUGCUGCUCUCGUGGGGGGUCUGGCAGCUAGUGCUGGGAUCCCAGCGCUGAAUGUCACAUGCCCAAAGGGACGUCGGGGUCCUGGAGGCAAGGUGGUCCCACACAGUUGGGACUGUGGAGGGACAUGGGAUGCAUCACUCAGGUGUUCAAUAAAGUUCUGUAUGUGGCAUCGGAUUCAGAGUGGAAGUG